Ceratina calcarata is the source of this 2909-nucleotide messenger RNA. RefSeq lists its product as uncharacterized. NCBI's taxonomy places the organism in Eukaryota, Metazoa, Arthropoda, Insecta, Hymenoptera, Apidae. The record is from RefSeq and is a predicted model, not a curated record. Gene Ontology annotation, molecular function: nucleosome binding; ubiquitin-protein transferase activity. Gene Ontology annotation, cellular component: nucleus; site of double-strand break. The transcript has 4 exons. Gene Ontology annotation, biological process: double-strand break repair. The coding region runs from base 84 to 2672 and encodes 862 amino acids.
UGUCUCUGACUCGAGAAUGGUAUGAAGAACGAUGUUCCCAUCUAUAGUAGUGGUUGUUAUGUUUCUUUAAAGAAUAGAGUAAGAUGGCGAGAUAUUUGAAGCGAACGUCAAAAUUGUUUGAUAUUUCGUUGAUACCAUCGUCGGUGGACAUUAGUAUAAGAGAUCUAAUGUGCCCGGUAUGCCGUAGCAUCCUGAUCGAGCCAGUAACAUUGCCGUGCACGCACAAUCUCUGUUUGAAAUGUUUAAAAGGUACUUUCGAGCACAAUAGCUUAAGUUGUCCUCUCUGUAGAGUACGAGUCGGUUCUUGGCUCCGUAGAGCGACGAAGACUGAAACGUUAGUUAACAGCGAGCUCUGGCAUUUGAUCCGUACGAAAUUCGCCAAAGAAGUAGAGAGCAAAUACAACGGCGACGAGAGAAAUAUCGAUUUGGAUGCUGAUUUCGCGAGUACCAAUAAAGUGCUCAGUACGACCGGAGAAAUUAGACAGGAAUAUGAGGCACAACUUCAAAAGGCAAAGGAGGAAAUGCAGUGUCAAAGGAAAGCUGAAGAGAUAGCUAGCAAAGCUCUCAUCCAUAAGAUUCAAGAGGAGGAAAAGCAACAGCAAUUAGCUCAACUCACGCAAGAUCAAUUGCUCGCUAAAUCAUUAGUAAAGAAGCAGCUCGUCGACAAGCAUAAGACAACGUCUAAAUAUAAUAAUUCCCUUAAUGUAUCUAACAGUUCUAUCCGUGUUUCGAAAUUUAAUGUCGCUACUAUGACAGAAGUGAAUUCGUAUAAAGUAGAACCUCACAGUUCAAAAUAUAGAAAAACACCGCCUUCAGAGUCUCAAGACACAGCCGGACUGAGAUCGAACAUCACGUUAAUAUCCAAGAUCGCCUAUAAUCUGAACAAUACGAACUUGUCGAACGUUUACAAUAAUUCUAUAAGUAAAUUCUGUUGUCAAAAGUCGAUGCCUAUUUGCAACGCUAUCUCGAGGAGUUUGAAACAGAAGGUAACUACGAAAGUGAUAGAACCUUGUGUCGCGACGUGCUCCGUGGAGCCUAGAAUGUCCGCGUCUAAGAUAUACGGUAGUCAGAGCAAAGAGGAGUUGCGUGUUCCGAAUGACGUUGUAAAUAGUAAGAAGAAAAGUUUGGGAGUAGAAGUGUGUAUGUCGUCGGGCGACGAUGACGAGAGAACGGGUAGUGCCGAGAGCGCGGGAAGUCACGAUAGCAUCAAUCAAGAGAUUCAUCAUUUCAAACCUAUCAAGGCUAUGCCGAGGACGCCGUUAAAGAUAUCUUCUGAUGGGAAGCAGAUAGAUCCGAAAUUAAUUAGGGUCGUUCCUGUUUCGAAGAGGAUAUCUAACAUUGUGCCCAAACCUCCGUCGCAGACUCACUUGAAACGAAUUAUUGGAUGCUCCUGGAGUGCUUUCAGAGGCAGGGCCAGACAAAGUUAUAAAGAAAAAGAAGAGUGUAACGAAGAGAUCGAGCAGAUACCGUCGACGUCUUGCAGCCAGCUCCAGAUUGCGCGCAAGGCGACGAAAUAUCAAACUGUAGAUAACUCGAUUCAGAAAAAUUAUUUCCUUCCUGAAGUGUCGUUCGAUUCAAAUAAGAAUUAUACUAAAGAUGUGAAUCAGACGAUCAAUGGUAUUAGAGUUAAUAAGAAAUUAAUGUCGGAAGAGCAGAGAGACGGCAGAAAGGUACAAAAAUCUUGGAAGGCUCAUGUCGUUAAAAACGGUAUGGUGUGUAAACCUAAACGGCUGAGAACCGUGUGGGCUGUAGAGGGCGAGACUGCCGGGAAUGCGAAAUGUACGAGCGGCGUCGAAACGAAGAACUCUACUUCGUCCGUGUCUAUGAACAUGAGUUCGCUUUGCGACGAGGAGUCGGGAGUGGAAGAAGAGGACGACAUAACGAUUGAAAAUAUUGCGGAAAGAAUAAAGAAGAGGAAGGUGAACGCGGAUAAGGACAAGGAUUUUACGAGCGUGUCUCCUUUGAAUCCAGAGACGAUGGGAAGAGGAAACGCGAGGAAGAGAUUGUUCAGGAAAGCGAAGUUCGAAUAUAAGACGACAGCCGACGUUCCUGUUACAAUACAGAGAAGGACUAGAACUAAGUGUAACAGAACUGCCUUAUCGAAAUCGAAACAGCGAAGUCGAGUACGUCCAGCGGAAGAAACGAUUAAAAGAAGUUCCGAGAAGAACGACGCUUCUAUAGGAUACAAUUGUCAGGAUAACAAUUCUAGUUUAAGGAAAAUAACGCGCAAGUCGAGACACGCGAACAGUUCCAUGAACAGUGGGUCGGAUGUAAUGUAUAACGGUGCGGAGAGCAACAAUUACAAUUCGCCCGAGUCUUGCAGCGACGUGCAAGAGUGUUUAUCGGAAAACAACAAUACUACCGGGAACACGCUAUCUGACGAGGAGAUCAUUAAGGAGCAAGAACGAAUGGAGAGGUUGGUCAUACAGGAGAAAGAGGAUUUCGAGUUGGCGCGGAGGUUGCAAGCCAAGUUCGACGAGAUGCAGAGAAUAGCUGGUCGAACCAGGCGGUCUAGGAGAGCGAUCGAGAGCGAAAUGGUCGAGCUGGGCUCGUAUAAAAUCGACGUCGGUAGAAGUGUACAAAGAGCAAUGAAUUCGCAUACUGCCAAAUCAUCGAUUCUCAAUCAUACUAAGGCCAAGAGGCGCGGUAGACCUCCGAAGCAUGUAAAAUAGAAUCAUUUACCUGUACGCUGAUCUGCGAAACUGCGAACCUUCCAAAUGGACGUUCCUAUAAAUUAUGAAGAAAGGUUUGAAUUUCAUUUUAUACAAUACCGCACUAUCUUAAUCGAAUUAUUUGCGUGGCUUGACAUGCGUACCUGGAUGUAAUUAAUGUGACCGUGAAAAGGAAUAAGAGAUUUUUCAAUGCGCUUAAACAAAUGUUUUAUGAACGUCUUUAUUUACGUUCGAUGU